Molecule: messenger RNA, 2480 nt
Organism: Passer domesticus (house sparrow)
Lineage: Eukaryota; Metazoa; Chordata; Aves; Passeriformes; Passeridae
Gene: DNAJA4
Product: DnaJ heat shock protein family (Hsp40) member A4
Exons: 7
Coding region: 495-1601 (368 amino acids)
Biological process (GO): protein refolding; response to heat
Cellular component (GO): cytoplasm; cytosol
Molecular function (GO): ATP binding; Hsp70 protein binding
Source: RefSeq, a predicted model, not a curated record
CCGGGCCGGGCCGAGCCGGGCUCGCCGCAGGUGCCGCCGGGCUGCGGAGCGGGCCGCGCUGCAGGGAGAGCCGGAGGCUGGCGCAGGGCCGCCCGCGGGAGCACCGCGGGUCCCCACGGGCAGGCCGCUGUUCCAUCCGGCGUGCGCUCAGUCCUAGCGCAGGUCCUGCUUUGCCCUUCCUGGAGCGCAGUGCCGGUACGCGAAGGCUCCCCUGCUUCCAGGUCUCUGCUCGGAUCUGUGAGCCUGGCAGCAGGCCUUACGAGCCAGCCGUGGCAAAGGGGAUGCAGCACUUCUUUUUUUUUUUGGAUGCGGCGCAUACUAGUUUCCCCGUAGUUACGGUGGAAGAUCGUCCUUAGAGGUGCUGGUUAAAACAGGCAAAGCUGGAAGGAUUUCUAGUGUGUCUGUGGCCACGGUGCUGUCAGACGUUGGAAAGGCUGGUAGUGGAUCCAGCUGCCAGCACUGUUGUGCUGGAUGGAUUUGUGCUCCUGAACAGGAUGGUUUUACCUCACAGAAUAAUGUUAAUGCAGAUGUCCAAGUUUAAACUUAUAUCCCAGGCAUAUGAAGUUCUGUCGGACCCAAAGAAAAGGGACCUCUAUGACCAGGGUGGGGAGCAGGCUAUUAAAGAAGGAGGCCUGAGUGGCGGCAGCUUCUCUUCACCCAUGGACAUCUUUGACAUGUUCUUUGGUGGUGGAGGCCGAAUGAAUAGAGAGAGAAGAGGCAAAAAUGUGGUGCACCAGUUAGGUGUAUCUCUUGAAGAUCUAUAUAAUGGCAUUACAAGGAAACUGGCACUGCAAAAGAAUGUUAUUUGUGCAAAGUGUGAAGGUUAUGGCGGAAAGAGAGGGGCAGUAGAAAAAUGUCCUGUGUGUAAAGGAAGAGGGAUGCAAGUUAUAGUUCAGCAGAUUGGACCUGGCAUGGUGCAGCAAAUCCAGACUGUGUGCCCAGAAUGCAAAGGCCAAGGUGAAAGAAUAAAUCCAAAAGACAGAUGUGACAACUGCAAUGGCUGUAAGGUUGUAAGAGAGAAAAAGAUCAUAGAAGUUCAUGUUGAUAAAGGUAUGAAAGAUGGUCAGAAGAUAGUAUUUCAUGGAGAAGGCGACCAGGAGCCUGAUUUGGAGCCUGGUGAUGUUAUAAUUGUCCUUGAUCAAAAGGAUCACAGUGUCUUUCAGAGACGAGGGCAUGACUUAAUCACAAAAAUGAGAAUUCAACUCUCAGAGGCCUUAUGUGGUUUCAGAAAGACAAUUGAAACUCUGGACAACAGAGUUCUUGUCAUAUCUACUAGGCCAGGUGAAGUGAUAAAACAUGGUGACCUAAAGUGUGUCUACAACGAAGGGAUGCCUGUCUACAAAUCUCCAAUGGACAAAGGCAGCCUGAUCAUACAAUUUUUGGUCCAGUUUCCAGAGCACUACUGGCUCCCAAGGGAGAAACUGCCUCUGCUGGAGGCUCUGCUUCCUUCACGAGAAGAUGUUAUGGUUACAGAUGAGAUGGAUCAGGUAGACCUUGAAGAUUUUGAUCCCAAUGAGCAAACCUACCGUAACAGUGCAGGAGAAGCAUAUGAAGAAGAUGAGGAGGGUCCAAGAACAGGCGUACAAUGUCAGGCAUCUUAAAGCAAGGUGGAGCAGAUGUCAUCUAAGAUGUAAAUUUUCACAAUGAAAACUGCAUGGCUGUAAUAGCCACUGCUUGUGAGUUUUGUGUUCAGCAAAUUGAGUUGCUGCGCUGUCAGUAUCACCUUUUUGUAACUAAUUUAUAUUGCGUUCUCGUAGUCUUUCUAUAUAAAGCAAAUGUCAUACAGCUGAGAACCAACUGAGUUGGUAUGCAUUUUCCUUGCUGUGAAGGUUCUCAAUUUAUUCACCUGUGCUAUUUCUAUAAGACUGGCAAUAUUGAUAGAGGCUAAGUGGAGUGUCUUAUGUAAAUACUUUCAUACUGGAAGAUUAAUUUCAUAGAAUAAAACAUAGCAGAAUAACUUCUAAUAAAUAGUACUUCACCUUUUCUUGUGCUUCUCUUGUACUUGCCAAGCCAUUCUGGACCCCCCUUUAUUUAAACAAGUUCUUCUAAACUCAGACUCCUGUCAUCUAGUCUAGAUUAUUUGUGUUAGCUGCACCACUCACACCUGCCUCAUUUUGUAUUUUGGAACCAUUUUGUGCAUGCCCUCCUCUCUGCCUCGUAGCCCCCUCUUCCUGUGUUUUGUGGGUUUACAGUAGCAUUCCUUCACCUGCUUAUGUGUGUGUGACCUAAGGUUACAAGCUGUCCUCUAAUGUGUUACAUACAAGCAAAUACUUGCAAAUAAAAGUUUGACCUUUCAGAAGCUCAAGCUUUGUAUUUCAGCCUUCCCUAGAAAGGGUUUUUACUUCCUCCUAGGCAUUGUAUACUUGUGCCUUAACUAAAAUGAAUAAACCAAAACCACCUGCACUGGGUAUACUGCUGCUCUUUUGUAAGGUAUGUGAUACCACAGAACAGCAAUCCUAUUAAAGCUUUUUUCCAUUUUA